This is a messenger RNA of Drechmeria coniospora, 438 nucleotides long. RefSeq lists its product as uncharacterized. Lineage: Eukaryota; Fungi; Ascomycota; Sordariomycetes; Hypocreales; Ophiocordycipitaceae. The record is from RefSeq and is a predicted model, not a curated record. The transcript has 2 exons. Bases 1 to 438 code for a protein of 145 amino acids.
AUGGGAGGUUCGAUGCUCGGCAUCCACCCUCAGCCACGGCCAGAGGCAGAGACUCAGUUUGUCACCAUUCUGCCACAGGAUCAGUCCAUCGACGAGGAAGAAAGCAUCAUAUACGAUUUUGACACAAGUUUUACCAUGCUCAUUCAAGUGAAGUCCUCGGUCAACGGUUUCUUCUUGUUGCAAAGAUUGGAUGGUGGGUCACCUCGACUGGCAGAAGACAUUGGCCAGUGCGGCAAGAAAUACUACGCUGUCGGAACCAUGAACCACAACUACGCCGAGAGCAACGGGCUGCUCGAACAGGCCAUGUACAACACCAUCACAUCAACUGCAAGCGAAAAGGCGAAACCAACAGCAGAUGGUACAACAUGGAAGCAGCAGCUACCUUCUUCACCGACAUACCCGGACCAAGUCAUCGGUCCUUGGUUCUGGAACCGAUGA